AUGGCCAUCCAUGCUAUUUCCAAUGUUCCUAUAUUCAACGGUCGCAAGGUCGACACUGCGGUUAAUGUCACGUUCCGUGCCAGCCCGGGCGACAUUAUCAGUAUCGAGCAAGGAGCCACGAAUCUCGCCAGCAUCGACACCGCGAUUGACGGGAGAGGCUGUACGCUCCUCCCAGCCUUCAUUGAUUCCAAUGUCGAUACUGCAGCAACGAACAUGGAUUUACCUAUCUUCGCCUCUUACGGUAUCGGCACGGUUCUAGACAUGAGUAGCAGCAAAGCUGAUAUCCAAGAAAUGCGGGCUGAGUCUAUGGCCGAGAUUGGACUACCUGCCUACCUGGCAUCUGGCCCCAUUGCUACUGCGCAGGCCACCGACGGAGCACAGAUACAUCCACGACGUGAAACAGGGGUUGUCGAAGUCCCAGCGGAGGCUGAGACGUGGGUUACCUCUCUCCUGGACGGUCCGACCAAAUCCGACUACAUCAAAGUGCUUGUUGAUCUGCCUGGAAUCGAUAGCCUGACGCUCAUUGCUCUUGUUCAAGCUGCGCACCGACACGGCAAGUUGGCUGUCGCACACUCCUUCCAAAAGGCUGGAUAUUCUCGGGCAGUACAGGCGGGGUUCGACGUCAUCACUCUUGUGCCUAUAGAUGGUUUGAUAGAAACCGAGGUAGCUGAGAGCCUUGCUGCACGCAACGUAGCGUGCAUCCCGACCCUUUGCAUGGCAAGAGCUAUGAUACCCUUGCUUCUGCGAGAGACAAGCAACGGCAUGGAGGAUAUCAGCUUUGAUUACGCGGUUGCCAACGUGAAAAGGCUGUACGACGCUGGGGUGCGCAUCUGUGCUGGAACAGAAGCAAACCAGAUAUCUCAUGCGCCUAUACCAAUUGGGGAGAGCCUUCACGAAGAGAUGGAGUUGCUCGUAGGCGCAGGGCUCUCGAACCUCGAUGCGCUGAGGGCAGCUACCAUUAUUCCGGCAACAGUGUUUGGUAUGGAAGAUCGCGGUGAGAUCUCGCUGGGGCGGAGAGCAGAUAUGGUAUUGGUAGAAGGAGAUCCGUUGCAGGAUAUCGCAACUACGAGAAAGAUUCGGAAGGUAUGGAUAGGCGGGGUUGAGAUGGACGGAUGGGAUGCUGUUUCAGUCUAG
Molecule: messenger RNA, 1134 nt
Organism: Fusarium venenatum
Lineage: Eukaryota; Fungi; Ascomycota; Sordariomycetes; Hypocreales; Nectriaceae
Source: RefSeq, a predicted model, not a curated record